CAGAGUCUCAGCCUCGCUGUUGCCGCCCAGAGACUGCUGAUCCCCGUCCGUCCGUCGCCACCUACUCCGGACACAGAACAUCCAGUCAUGGAUAAAAACGAGCUGGUACAGAAGGCCAAACUGGCUGAGCAGGCUGAGCGAUAUGAUGACAUGGCAGCCUGCAUGAAGUCUGUAACUGAGCAAGGAGCUGAAUUAUCCAAUGAGGAGAGGAAUCUUCUCUCAGUUGCUUAUAAAAAUGUUGUAGGAGCCCGUAGGUCAUCUUGGAAGGUCGUCUCCAGUAUUGAGCAAAAGACGGAAGGUGCUGAGAAAAAACAGCAGAUGGCUCGAGAAUACAGAGAGAAAAUAGAGACCGAGCUAAGAGAUAUCUGCAAUGAUGUACUGUCUCUUUUGGAAAAGUUCUUGAUCCCCAAUGCUUCACAAGCAGAGAGCAAAGUCUUCUACUUGAAAAUGAAAGGAGACUACUACCGCUACUUGGCUGAGGUUGCGGCUGGUGAUGACAAGAAAGGGAUUGUGGAUCAGUCACAGCAAGCAUACCAAGAAGCUUUUGAAAUCAGCAAAAAGGAAAUGCAACCAACACAUCCUAUCAGACUGGGUCUGGCCCUUAACUUCUCUGUGUUCUAUUAUGAGAUUCUGAACUCCCCUGAGAAAGCCUGCUCUCUUACAAAGACAGCAUUUGAUGAAGCCAUUGCUGAACUUGAUACAUUAAGUGAAGAGUCAUACAAAGACAGCACGCUAAUAAUGCAGUUACUGAGAGAUAAUUUGACAUUGUGGACAUCGGAUACCCAAGGAGACGAAGCUGAAGCAGGAGAAGGAGGGGAAAAUUAACCGGCCUUCCAACUUUUGUCUGCCUCAUUCUAAAAUUUACACAGUAGACCAUUUGUCAUCCAUGCUGUCCCACAAAUAGUUUUUUGUUUAUGAUUUAUGACAGGUUUAUGUUACUUCUGUUUGAAUUUCUAUAUUUCCCAUGUGGUUUUUAUGUUUAAUAUUAGGGGAGUAGAGCCAGUUAACAUUUAGGGAGUUAUCUGUUUUCAUCUUGAGGUGGCCAAUAUGGGGAUGUGGAAUUUUUAUACAAGUUAUAAAGGUUUGGCAUAGUACUUUUGGUACAUUGUGGCUUCACAAGGGCCAGUGUUAAAACUGCUUCCAUGUCUAAGCAAAGAAAACUGCCUGCAUAUUGGUAUGUCCUGGUGGGGAAUAAAAGGGAUAAUUGGUUCCAGUCACAGGUGGUGUUGUGGGUACUUCUUAGGUUUGGAGCACUUACAAAGCUGUAGUAGAAAUGGAUAUCCCAUGGAUAUUGCAUGUUAAACCAUGUGUUAUCUGUGGAAUACUCAGACGCAGUGUGCACACUGUUGACUGCAGCUACAGAAGUGUUCCUUUAGUUGUGACCCAAUUUACUCUGGAUAAGGGCAGAAACGGUUCACAUUCCAUUAUUUGUAAAGUUACCUGCUGUUUGCUUUCAUUAUUUUUGCUACACUCAUUUUAUUUGUAUUUAAAUGUUUUAGGCAACCUAAGAACAAAUGUACAAGUAAAGAUGCAGUAAAAAUGAAUUGCUUGAUAUUCAUUACUUCAUGUAUAUCAAGCACAGCAGUAAAACAAAAACCCAUGUAUUUAACUUUUUUUAGUUUUUUUUUUUGCUUUUGUGAUUUUUUUUUUUUUGAUACUUGCCUAACAUGCAUGUGCUGUAAAAAAUAGUUAACAGGGAAAUAACUUGAGAUGAUGGCUAGCUUUGUUUAAUGUCUUAUGAGAUUUUCAUGAACAAUCCAAGCAUAAUUGUUAAGAACACGUGUAUUAAGUUCAUGUAAGUGGAAUAAAAGUUUUAUGAAUGGA
Messenger RNA from Cervus elaphus (red deer), 1824 nucleotides. Its product is annotated as 14-3-3 protein zeta/delta-like. Gene Ontology annotation, biological process: signal transduction. Gene Ontology annotation, cellular component: cytoplasm. The coding region runs from base 88 to 825 and encodes 245 amino acids. The record is from RefSeq and is a predicted model, not a curated record. Lineage: Eukaryota; Metazoa; Chordata; Mammalia; Artiodactyla; Cervidae. The transcript has a single exon.